UGUUGGUCCAAAUUCUAUAAGGGCAAGCACAAUUUGGCUUUAAGUUUUUACUUUUUAGCACAAAAUACCGUUUUUAGUAGUGAAGUGAUAGAAUAGUAGACCUUUGUUUGUGUUUAUAACGUUUCUGAUACAAUUGUACACAACAUGCUGCAGGCGUCAACACCUGUACCAGGACCAUCCCAUCGGCGUGUCAGCUUUCUAAAUACAAACGGACAGCAUUUAUCACCUCUGGCGAGGCCCAGAAAUCUGGAUGGUUUGCUGGAUGAGACCAAUGACGAUGCUGAGCGGCAAGAAAGGAGAAAAUCUGCAGCGACAAGACGGUCCAUAUUAGCUAUACCUCGUGCCGAGUCGCCAUCUCUGAAUGAUUCAGUGCAAGCAUUAUCUGACAAAGACCUUCAAGCACAGUUGCAGACUGUUGUUAAACUACAUGCUGAAAAUAAAAUAAAUUCAAAAAAUGCUUGGCAUCUUCGUAUUAUAGACAUUAUAACUCAAAUAGCGAGCAAAAACAAUCCAGAUGCUUUAAAAGUUGCUGGAAGUUCUUUGGAGGUUGCUUCAAAAGUGUACGGCAUAAGAGUAGAUACUUUACAUUCAGAUGGAUUGAAAAUGGCUGGAAAUUUUGCCAGAAAUUUUGCCUCAAACCAACAACAUGACGAAUCUAACAGUGAUGGACCCAAUGGUGAAGAUCAAGCGAAUGAAACACAAAAGAAAAAGAAGAAGGAACCAAAAAAGAAAAAGUUUGUUCUUUCAGGAGACAAACGCACUGUCAACACUGAUAAAAAAGCUUUUAUGGAAUCCCUGCCUAAAUUAGAUUCCGCUACAUUUUCUGCUAGGACAGAUAAUACUCUAAGUGCUACAUCCAAUCUAUUCACCAACAAAGUUAGAAUGGACCCAGCUGGAUAUAAGUUUAUGUUUGCGAGUAAAGAGAGUGCCUGGGCAUUCAAUCCAGGGAACGAUGUAUCAGCGAAACCAGAAACUUGGACGAAAGAAUUCCCAAUCACAGUGAAAUCUGUGAAAAAUUAUGACACUUGCGCUGCAUUUAAAGAUUUUCGAGUGGAUUUCUGGGAUCCUGAUCAGGAAAAUAAUGAUGUACAGAAAAAAAACUCUUUAUUGGAUGAAGUUGUUCUGGAUGAUAAUGGAGUACCAAUACCAGAAAUGGAUGGAUCUUUCCAUGAUGUUUUUGCGGAACAAGGUGAUAAUAUUAUGAAUGACGACGAUAUGGGCGAAGAAGAAGUGGUCAAUCAACUAUUACAUCGAGAGGUUGAACACAUUGUUGAUUUCAGACCCAUUGAACAAAGUUUAGCAACUUUUUCCGAUAAAUCAGCUUGGACUUUCAACAGUAUGGAUGAAACUAGUGCGGGAAGAAAAAUCGACCAGAUUUGGGCUGGUCCUAGCCAUUGGAAAUUGAAAUGUAUCAGAAGAACCAAACUGAUUUAUAGCGGUAUGGAUAAAAAUGACGAAAAACUCAAGGAAAAGAACAAGCCAGGCCGAAAAAGAAAGAAAAUUGAAUACUUUCCUAUAGACUUUGACAAUUUGAAACCGCCAAAAGACUACUCUAAAUCCACUAAAAAGCCGUUCAAAAAGAGAAGUCUUGCAGUAGAUGAAGACAAGGUCACAAUGCCAAUAUACGAGUCAUCAUGUGAACAUUUAAGAGACAAUAUUGAGUACCUUCUUAAUAUCCCUACCAUGAAGCCAAUUAAGAAAACCAAUAGAGACAAAUCACAAAAUGAAAAUUGCCACUAUGAUGUGCCAGAUUAUAAUUUCAAAAAUCCAGACGAUAACGAUUACUGUCCACAAAGGCCUAUUAAUGAUGAUAUGGGAGAAGAUCUUGGAGAUGAUAUCUUCGAGAAUGGUGCUGAUAAUGGCGAUAAUAUGUCUGGGUUCCAGGCAGAAGAAAAUUUCACUGGUGCAAAUUUGAUUGACGCACCACAGUUGAUCCAACAAGACUAUAUGCAUUACGCAACAAAGGCCAAAAAGAUGGACAUGAAGAAACUGAAACAAGCGUUGUGGUGUACAUUAACACAAUCUGCUGAAUAUAAUGAGACUGAUAAAGUGGUGCCAAGAAAUUUCGCAGUUGUCUACAAGGAACUUUAUAAAAGACUGCCUGAGAAAAUGGCAGUUGAGCUGAGUCCUCCUAUUGCAAUUGUGGCAUUGCUUCAUUUAUGCAAUGAGAGGUGUUUGGCACUGAAAAGUAUUGACGUCACGGACUUUAUCAUAAGUAAACACGGGGAGUAAAUAAUAAAGAAUAGGAAAACUAGGUCUAUUGGUUUCAUUUAUGCAUAUAUGUUUAGGAUUUGGGAUGUUUUGUUUUAAAGUGAAUUAAAAAAAAAAAAAAUCAAGAUGAAAGGAUGGAAUAUUACCAGAUGGAUUACGAUAUUUAUCAUACUUUGGGGUAUAGUUUGACACAGUGUCUAAUUUGGUUUGCAUUAAAAAAAAACACUGGACCUUGUUACAGAAAUAGUUCAAAGAUCCCAAUUCAAAAACUCAAGUUUGUAUGGCCACCUUAUGAAUAAGAAAAUUAAACGUGCAAUUGAUCCUACAAUCGUUCCAAGAGACUUCUGAAUAUAUUCCCGCUCCAAAGGGUCCAUUUUCCUAUUGGAUUCUGGAUCUUCCUUGAUCCAAAUAAGAAAAGCUAUGCACCAAAUAGCUCCUACUGCACCGAAAACGUAGAAAACACCGGGCCAGCGCCAUUCGGAAACUGAUAGUAGACCACUCAGAGGUAGGGAAAUUACUGUACCAAGUUGAGC
Molecule: messenger RNA, 2744 nt
Organism: Ceutorhynchus assimilis (cabbage seed weevil)
Lineage: Eukaryota; Metazoa; Arthropoda; Insecta; Coleoptera; Curculionidae
Source: the annotation of a GenBank genome assembly